AUGUUUAGAGGAACAGUAGAUAGAGCAGGUACAAGAGAAGGUAAAAAGACAUCUUUGAGAAAGACAGGUAAAGAUAAAAAGACAAGUUCUGCACCAACUCUUGACGAUGCCAACAAGAAUCGUGACAAUGUAGUCGUUCCACCAUUAAAGGAACGUGAAAAUGCAGCACCAGAUGCAUUCAUUUCAUUUGAUAGUGGUGCCAAUCUUGUCAAUAGACAUCUUGAAGCCGAUCAUUCAAGAGUCAUUCAACGUGCUUUGCAAUCGGGUGUCGAAGGUAUUGCCAUCAUCACCAACGAUUUUGAAAAGACUGAAGUAUCCCUCUCAAUCGCUCAAUCAUUUGAAGGUGUUGUCUACUCUGUAGUAGGUAUUCAUCCAAAUAAUAUAUCUGCUAAAAAGAUGAGUGAUAAAUUAUUUCUUCAAUUGGUUAGUCAAUUACGUAGUUAUGCAUUAAAACCACAAGUAGUUGGACUUUAUGGUGGAUUGGAUUAUGAAAGAGAUUAUGGUUUGAAAUUCCCUCAAGAGAAAUUCCUUAAAUCUCAAUUAACUUUGGCUUCUGAAUUAAAUUUACCAGUAGUAUUACAAGAUUUAGGAGGUGGAGAAGGUUUAUUGGAAGUGAUGAAAGAAUGUAGAUCACAUUUUGAAAGAGGAAUGAUUUAUUGUUUCAAUUCAUCGAGUAGAAUGUUGGAAAAGUAUAUAGAGUUGGACUUUUACAUUAGUUUUAAUGGUUUGGUGUGUGAGGUGUCUGACAAGGGUGACCAAGUCAGAGACUACAUUACAAGAGUGCCAUUGGAUAGAUUGAUCAUUCUCACAGAGUCUCCCAAUCUCACUCCUCAAACCAUCCCCGAUGAACAUAUUAGAAAAAUGCCAAACGAACCUUCCAAUCUUAGAUAUCUUAUGGAAAGUGCUGCUAAAUGUUUGAAUCUAAAGAUUGAAGAAUUGGCUAAAAUCGUUAAAGAUAAUUCAAUGAGAUUUUAUGGUUUAAAUAAACCAACAGUUUCAGAUGAAGUAGUAGAAACUGAAGAAACAAAGGAAACAACAACAACUACUGCAACUACUCCAACAUUGAAAAAGAAAGAAGUAGUUGUAGAAAAAUCAACCUCAAAGAAAUCUGCUCCAACAACGCCAACUACAACUGCACCAAAAAAGAAAGGAGGAAAAAAAGUGAUUAUAGAAAGUGAAUCAAGUGAAGAAGAAUCAGAAGAUGAAGAAGAAUCCGAAGAUGAACAAGAUGAAGAAGAAAAUAAUCAAAUUUUAAAGAGAUUGGAUAAGAGUGAAUUGGACAAUUUAUAUUAUUGUUGUAAACAAUGUAGAACUAGAUUGUUCAAGAUGGGAGAGAUUAUACAACACGAAGAAAAGGUAAAGGUUCUGGAUCACACUAGUAAAAAGGAAAAGUUGCAACAACAACAAGCUAAAAACAAGUCAUUGUCUUGUAAAUCCAUAUUUAUGACGGUUGGUCAAUGGGUAAAGACUGACAAGUUACCAAAUAUCUAUUGUCCACGUUGUGAUGCUAAACUUGGAUCGUUUGACAAUUCAACUGGAGGCGAGCAAUGUUCCUGUGGACACACUGCCAAGGGUCUCAUUCGUAUUCCAAAGAGUCGUAUCGAACUUGCUUUGCUUGGUGAGGACGGUGAACUGAUUGAUCUCUCAUUGUUGAACCUUUCCGACGAGGAGAGUGACGACGAUGGCACCAUCACCAAACCAGGUAAAAAGAAACAAAAAGAAGCAAAAAAGAAUGUAAAGAAGAGCAACAAGAGCAAUUUCUCAAACUAUAGAAACAAAAAUACAACCAUUCAACCAGUUAAAAAACAACAACAAGCACCAUCACAACCAAAAUUCCUUGUAGAUGAUGAUGAAGAUCAAGAAGAUCAAGAACAAGAUGAUCAAAGUGACAACUAA
Molecule: messenger RNA, 1896 nt
Organism: Cavenderia fasciculata
Lineage: Eukaryota; Evosea; Eumycetozoa; Acytosteliales; Cavenderiaceae
Product: TatD-related deoxyribonuclease
Exons: 3
Coding region: 1-1896 (631 amino acids)
Cellular component (GO): cytosol
Molecular function (GO): single-stranded DNA 3'-5' DNA exonuclease activity
Source: RefSeq, a predicted model, not a curated record